ACUUCCAUCGUACAGUCUACAGAACCAACUGCUUGCGGUUUACUAGGCUUUCGCUCCCCUAUCCCGAAGACCGAAUCAAAUUUUCACAAAAUUUCUUUAAUUUUUUCCCUUAUUUGCUUAGUACAGUUGUAUUUCAUAUGUUUAAUUAUCCAUGGAUAUUCAUAUUCUUCACUGUUUCAUCCUUUCACUUACUUCAUACCAAAGAAUUCUUUCUAUGAAUUCUGUUUUCGUUUUUUUAUGACUCCAUCUUUGUCUCACUUUUUCCAUUAAUUUUGAUCCAGAACAGUUUCUUGGUGACACCAGAGCCAGCUUUCUGACGAACCCAGAUGGAAAAAGAACCUCUUUUGUCUUAUUUUAGUCCGAGAAGGAAACCUCUACCUUCGCCUCCUCUGCUUCCCCUUCCUGAAGAUGGUGGAAUUUCUGUUCCAAUGCCUUUAACCCCGUCUGAAUAUAAAGAUAUUCUUAUCUUUGGACCCUCUCCUCCUAUGGCAUCUUCCCCAACUGUGGAUGCUUUAACUCUGUCUCUUUCAUCGCCAAGGGGAUCCCCUUCUCAUUCAAUGGUAAAUCCUUUUGAAUCGCCCAAAAAACAAACAGUUCAGGAGCCAUCACAUUCUUGGUUGCUUGAACCUUUCACUAAAACAACAAAGAGUAAUCUUCAUAGGUCGAAGACUGCUCCUGCUAUGGCUGUCAUCAAUGAAUUACAGCAACAUCCUGUGCCUAAGCCUCAGUUUGGUUCUCAAUCUAUAGUUCGGCAGGCUUUUGUGCUUUUAAUGUUAUAUUUGUCAUUAGGUGUGCUUAUAUAUUGGUUUAAUCGGGAUAAUUUUUCGGCUAAUGAGACUCACCCUGUUGUUGAUGCAUUGUAUUUUUGUAUUGUGACCAUGUGCACAAUUGGGUAUGGAGAUAUUACCCCUAAUACUGUAGCAACUAAGUUGUUUUCUAUAUUGUUUGUCUUGGUUGGAUUUGGUUUUGUUGAUAUUUUGCUUUCGGGGAUGGUUACUUAUGUGCUUGAUUUGCAAGAGAGUAAUUUGUUGAAAACUAUAAAGGGUGCUGAUGAUAAAGAGACUCGGAGUUCAUAUAUUGUUGAUGUGAAGAAAGGGAGGAUGAGGAUAAGAAUGAAGGUGGCAUUGGCUUUGGGUGUUGUGGUUCUUUGUAUUGGCGUUGGUGUUGCUGUUAUGCAUUUUGUUGAGAAGCUAGGCUGGUUAGAUUCAUUUUAUCUUUCGGUUAUGUCGGUUACCACAGUAGGGUACGGUGACAGGGCUUUCCGGUCAUUGGCUGGUCGAAUUUUUGCUUCCAUUUGGUUGCUUGUAUCAACACUUGCAGUUGCUCGGGCGUUUUUGUAUUUGGCUGAGGCUAGAGUAGAUAAGCGGCACAGGAGGAUGGCAAAGUGGGUGCUUCAUCAGGACAUGACUGUGGCUGAAUUUCUUGCAGCAGAUAUUGACAACAAUGGUUGUGUGAGCAAAUCAGAAUAUGUCAUAUACAAGCUCAAAGAGAUGGGAAAGAUAACAGAGAAGGAUAUUCAGCAGGUUUGUGAGACCUUUGACAGGCUAGACACGGGAAACUGUGGAAAGAUAACUCUUGCCGAUCUGAUGCCAAGUCACCGAAGAUAACUGCAGAAACGUACCAGAUAUGGCUAUAUUUUUUCUUUUAUUUAUGUAUCCAUAAUCCUGUUGUAAAUUGAAGAAAGGGCUCGGUUAGUCUAUGUCUGAGAAUGAUGCUCUGUGGACGUCACUUAACUGCCUGAUCUGUAGUUCUCUUGCCCAUCAAUCUGUUCAAUCCGUUAACCAGCUCUCGACUUCAAAUCCAAAAGGUGCACACAUGCUCUCAAGAUCUCGGUUAGAUCUUGCUAGUGUAGAUCAAUUCAAUUUAUUCUUUUGUACAAGUACAUUAGGAUAAAAGCUAAGACUAGAAUCUGUUGCUCUUUUGCAGAGUGUAAAAUUUGUACAUUGCAUGAGCUGAAUUCUCCCCCUUAUUUGAGGUGUUUCCCACAGCUUGUUUGUAUUUUGAUAUUGCAAAUAGAAGCAGCAGAUCCUUAAAAAUA
Molecule: messenger RNA, 2038 nt
Organism: Mangifera indica (mango)
Lineage: Eukaryota; Viridiplantae; Streptophyta; Magnoliopsida; Sapindales; Anacardiaceae
Product: two-pore potassium channel 3-like
Exons: 2
Coding region: 327-1607 (426 amino acids)
Biological process (GO): potassium ion transmembrane transport; stabilization of membrane potential
Cellular component (GO): plant-type vacuole membrane
Molecular function (GO): potassium ion leak channel activity
Source: RefSeq, a predicted model, not a curated record